AUGACUGAUAAUUACCAAAUGCUCCAUAAGUCUGCUGCCAGUACAUUCUCUAUCUGGGAUGCAGCCGAAAUAUUCGAAUACGCCACUUCUAGAUUCACCGUAAUCCAUAUCCUACUAGCAAAAGAUAAGAAUCACCACGCUAACGCGUAUAAGUACAUGUUCGUGAAACACAUCAUCUGGGAAGCGGAGUGCUUUGUAUUUCCCUUCGUCAACAUUUGUGCCGCCAUGAACAUCAACACGACCAUGCCGGCAUAUCUGAAUGAGAUCCUCUUUCUCAUUACAUCUUAUCAGACUGAGUGGUACUACGAUCACGUGAGACUCUUCAACGCAUUCAAGGCAUGCCCACACGAGUCGACAACGGAUCCGAUCGACAUUAAGCGGGUGGUCCCCAACUAUCGCCACGCUUGGUGGAGGUACCGGUUUGACCUUGUGUCAUUUGACAUGCCUCUUCAGAUGUCAGUUGCGCAAGUGAAGGAGCUGGUGGCCGAGCACUUUACUCAGCGGUGGCUCAAAAAAGUGUCCCAAUGUUUGUAG
Suillus fuscotomentosus is the source of this 534-nucleotide messenger RNA. RefSeq lists its product as uncharacterized. The transcript has 3 exons. Lineage: Eukaryota; Fungi; Basidiomycota; Agaricomycetes; Boletales; Suillaceae. Bases 1 to 534 code for a protein of 177 amino acids. The record is from RefSeq and is a predicted model, not a curated record.